Messenger RNA from Cantharellus anzutake, 681 nucleotides. RefSeq lists its product as uncharacterized. The coding region runs from base 1 to 681 and encodes 226 amino acids. Lineage: Eukaryota; Fungi; Basidiomycota; Agaricomycetes; Cantharellales; Hydnaceae. The transcript has 5 exons. The record is from RefSeq and is a predicted model, not a curated record.
AUGACAGCCCUUGAGAUUUCAUCCACUGUGGCAGGAGGGGGAGGUUCCUGGCCCUAUUCUUAUCGUGGGCGCGGGGAAACUGGAACCGGGGUUUUGGUAUUCCAAGAUGAGCUGCAAUGGGGCAGUUUGGGUAUAUCGUGGAUGUACUCUCGAAGGGGACGCAGAUCGGCGUAUAUUAGGCUUGGGUUUGAGGGUUACGGUGGCAGGCCAGGCGUCGGUUGCGAUCGGUGGUUGAGGUUUCGUGGGCACUGCGUUGGGGUUAGGGCUGAGGGGGGUCGGUUGUCUGCUUGGGCUGCGCCCUCGUCAGGGGGAGGACAGAUGGAGGUGUUUAACGACUUUGCGGUCGAUUUUGUGAUGUUUAAGCACCAGCCCAAGGGCGACUCCGAUCGAAUUGAACUAGGGGGAAUGGGUAGUGGAUGUGUGAUCUGGGUGGAGAUUGGUCGGGGUAGGGCCAAUUGUAAAUUUGGUGUUGGCCUGGUCGUAGCGAAGGGAGCAGGGGUUUCGGAGAAUCUGGUUAAGUUUGAAUGGAGUUCCAGUGCCAGUGAAGCUAUAAUUAAGGGUGUUCACGACCAGCCACGGCUCGACCCCAGAUCGACCAGAAUUCCACGUCUAAAUUUUACAAAUCGACUCAUGACCUCGGCGUUCCCAGGAAGGCACGAGUUCUCGAAGCUCGGUGUGUGA